Aspergillus luchuensis is the source of this 438-nucleotide messenger RNA. RefSeq lists its product as uncharacterized. The record is from RefSeq and is a predicted model, not a curated record. Lineage: Eukaryota; Fungi; Ascomycota; Eurotiomycetes; Eurotiales; Aspergillaceae. The coding region runs from base 1 to 438 and encodes 145 amino acids. The transcript is spliced from 3 exons.
AUGUACUGGACCAACGAAGCCAACGCCAAACUCUUGGUCGGUGUAUUGGAGCAGAUGCGUGGGAAUCUCAAGCUAGAUUACGAACGACUUGCCACCCACAUGGGCAGCGACUGUACUGCCUGUGCGAUUGAACAGCAGAUAACAAAGCUCAAGCGUCAGGCGAACAACUCCAGUCCCACCAAGAGCACUGCUGGCAGCUCGGGUGACAAGUCGACCUCAACUACUACUCCGUCUAGUACCCCCCAGAAGCGACAGCCUGAUAUCGCUUGCAUGUAUUUUAAGCGUCCGGCUAAGAAGACCAAGUUGGAUGAUAAGGAUGCACCCGUCUCUCCUUCUAAAUUGGUAACUGUGAAGCGGGAUAUCGAACCGGAUGUCGUCUUUGUUAAGACAGAGACUAAGUCUAUGGUCAUGGAAAAAAUCAAGGAGGAAAGAUCGUGA